This is a messenger RNA of Cryptotermes secundus, 1143 nucleotides long. RefSeq names its product cytosolic Fe-S cluster assembly factor nubp1 (gene Nubp1). Gene Ontology annotation, biological process: iron-sulfur cluster assembly. Gene Ontology annotation, cellular component: cytosol. The record is from RefSeq and is a predicted model, not a curated record. Bases 78 to 1034 code for a protein of 318 amino acids. The transcript has 8 exons. Gene Ontology annotation, molecular function: ATP binding; ATP-dependent FeS chaperone activity; 4 iron, 4 sulfur cluster binding. NCBI's taxonomy places the organism in Eukaryota, Metazoa, Arthropoda, Insecta, Blattodea, Kalotermitidae.
GUGAAUUUUGGUAAUACUGGGGAAAUCAUCGUGCGGGACGGUGCGGAACGUGCGGAAGCUGAGGAAAGUAGCGUAUAAUGGCCGAUGUUCCUAGUGAUGCCCCAGAACAUUGCCCUGGCACUCAGAGUGAGUCUGCCGGGAAAGUGUCGGCAUGUCAGGGUUGUCCAAACCAAUCAAUAUGUUCAUCGGGUGCAGCAAGAGGACCUGAUCCAGGGAUUGAACUAGUCCGUAAGAGACUGGAAUCUGUAAAACAUAAGAUUCUUGUCUUAUCUGGGAAAGGUGGUGUGGGGAAGAGCACUUUCACAUCGUUACUUGCACGUGGACUAGCUGCAGCGGAUUCUGAUAGAAAUGUGGCCAUUCUUGAUAUUGACAUCUGUGGGCCUUCAAUUCCACGUGUGAUGGGGGUUCUGGGUGAACAGGUCCACCAGAGUGGCUCAGGAUGGUCUCCAGUUUAUGUAGAGGAUAACUUGUCCGUUAUGUCCAUUGGAUUCCUGCUCUCAAGUCCAGAUGAUGCGAUCAUCUGGAGGGGACCAAAGAAGAAUGGCAUGAUCCGUCAGUUCCUGAGUGAAGUGGAUUGGGGUGCGCUGGACUACCUUGUAAUAGAUACACCCCCAGGAACAUCUGACGAACACCUCUCAGCAGCACAGUACUUGCUGAAUGCUGGACUGACUGGUGCCGUCAUAUUGACAACUCCUCAUGAGGUGGCACUGCUGGAUGUGCGAAAGGAAAUAGACUUUUGUCGCAAAGUCAGUAUCCCUGUGCUGGGUGUUGUAGAGAACAUGGCAGCUUUUGUCUGUCCAAAAUGCAAGACAGAAACAGCCAUUUUCCCAGCAAAUACAGGUGGAGGCAGCAAAAUGGCAAUGGAGCUCGGAGUUCCGUUCUUAGGUAGUUUGCCGCUAGACCCUCGACUGGCUCGCAGUUGCGAUGAGGGAACUAAUUUCUUGACUGAUGUACAAGAUUCUCCUACCACAGUGGCAUUCAACAAACUGUUGAAAGAUGUUGUGGAAGCAUGUGAAGAAUCCAGAAGCAGCUGAUUUACUAUAACAUGAAGCCAUCAGAUCAAAUUAUCAUGAAGGUGUAUAUAAGUUUUUGAGGUGGAUUUUUCAAUUUACCUAAUCCUUCCAGCUGCACUAUGGCCCUGGG